AUGGCUUUUCUGCUGUCUGCUUGCAGUGUUGAUGGUGGUGGUGCUGGUCAUCAAUGUUACUCAGGUAGAGAUCUCUACACUGGAGAGCCCUGGUUCUGCUUCAAACCAAAGAAGCUCCCUUGCAGCAGCAGAAUUAACCAUUUCAAAGGUGGAUACCUGAAGGGUCUUCUGACUGCUUCAGAGAGUGCUUUCUUCCAGAGUGGUGUCAAUAUCAAAAUGCCAAGAAACUCCAAUGGGCCUGAUUGGGUAACUGUGAUUCCCAGGAGGAUAAAAGAAACUAACAACCUAGAACUAUCUCAAGGCUCAGGAACUUUUCCUUCUGAAGACCAGUGGAGGCCCAGAAAGUUUACGAUGCGUCAGUUUAAUGACCCUGACAACAUUACAGAGUGCUUACAAAGAAAAGUGGUGCAUUUAUUUGGUGAUUCAACAGUUAGACAAUGGUUCGAAUACCUUACUACAUUUGUUCCAGAUUUAGUGGAGUUUAACUUGGGUAGUCCCAAGAAUGUGGGUCCCUUCCUUGCAGUGGACCAGAAGCACAACAUCCUGCUCAAAUACCGCUGCCAUGGUCCACCCAUCCGCUUUACGACCGUCUUUAGCAGUGAGCUUCAUUAUGUGGCAAAUGAGCUGAAUGGUAUUGUGGGAGGGAAGAACACUGUGGUUGCCAUAGCUGUAUGGUCUCACUUCAGCAUCUUCCCCCUGGAAGUGUACAUCCGGUGGCUCAGGAAUAUCCGUCGAGCAGUGGUCCAGCUCCUGGAUAGAAGUCCUAAGACUGUGGUGGUCAUCUGGACAGCCAGUGCCCAAGAGCUGGGGCCUGAGGUGAGCCUUUUCAACAGCAACUGGUACAACUUUCAGCUGGACACCAUUCUUUGGAGGAUGUUUUCAGGGGUUGGAGUAUAUCUCGUCGAUGCCUGGGAGAUGACCCUGGCCCAUUAUCUACCCCACAAGCUGCAUCCAGAUGAAGUUAUUGUGAAGAACCAGCUGGACAUGUUCUUGUCCUUUGUGUGCCCCUUGGAGACCUAGCCUGUCCUGGAGGGGACUGGAGGAAUCAUAUUCAGUUACUUUCCCAGUUGGCCUGUGUUACAGAAAGUGGCCCCAUUGAGAGAUGACUGCCAUUAAUAUGCACAAAAUUUCAAAAAGAGCUGAACCUUACAUAAUGACUUGUAAAGAGUUUAGAAAAUACAGGUUACAUUUAUAUCUACCUAUAGGAUUUUUUUCCAAUCUUGACUUAACCAUGAUAGAACCUUUAUUAACAGCAUCUACACACUGUAUUGCUCUUGUAACCAAAGAUGCUAAUGAGUGUAUUUGAAUUAGCUUCUCUUGGGAAGGGAGAUUACUGUGCUAAAGAGUGUGAAAAAUGUUUGGACAUAAAUAGAAAGGACACGUUUGGUUGGCAGUGGAGUGUUUGUAAUUUAUCUGGUAAAGGAAAUUGAGUGCAUCUGCAUGAAUAGCACAAGUGAUCCAUCUUCAGGGGGUGAACUAGAGAAGGCUUGUAGUCAGAGGUUCUUGGAACACACUGAUGACUGCCAUGUCUCAGGAGUUUCUCUUGAUGAUCUACCUUUUCUAAUUACUUGAAAAUUGCAAUGUCCUUGGUCAGAAUUUUACAAUUUCCUGAUUUUAUCUAGAAAAGAAACAAAAGGGAAAUAUGAAACAAGCAUAUAUAAAAUAUGUGCUUUGAAUUUAUAUUUGCAUUUGGUGAUUGUUUCCUAUUUGAUUCAGCUAAAUUUUAUGUGUGGACUACUUAUUCUAGAAUAACCAAUUUUGGAACUGAAAGGGGGAAAUGUAUAAAUGGAAAUUUAUUUUUAUGUUCUGAAGUUUGAGGGUUUUAAGAAUUGACUUUCAUGUAAAGAAUGCUAUUGAUUAUUAUAAAGUUGUGGAAAUUUUUUCCACUAA
Molecule: messenger RNA, 1890 nt
Organism: Lemur catta (Ring-tailed lemur)
Lineage: Eukaryota; Metazoa; Chordata; Mammalia; Primates; Lemuridae
Product: NXPE family member 3-like
Source: RefSeq, a predicted model, not a curated record